Messenger RNA from Sphaeramia orbicularis (orbiculate cardinalfish), 5309 nucleotides. It is a transcript of the gene asph, whose product is annotated as aspartate beta-hydroxylase. Gene Ontology annotation, molecular function: peptidyl-aspartic acid 3-dioxygenase activity. NCBI's taxonomy places the organism in Eukaryota, Metazoa, Chordata, Actinopteri, Kurtiformes, Apogonidae. The transcript is spliced from 13 exons. Gene Ontology annotation, biological process: peptidyl-aspartic acid hydroxylation. The record is from RefSeq and is a predicted model, not a curated record. Gene Ontology annotation, cellular component: membrane; endoplasmic reticulum. The coding region runs from base 134 to 1534 and encodes 466 amino acids.
GGCUUGGCGUCUUUGGCCCUGAGUUUUUUUAUGAGGCAGGAGGUGAAAUUUUGAUUUCUCUUUACUCCUAGAAUACAGCCCCGGGCCGCUUCACUCCUUCUUCUACAUUGCUUUCAGACUCCAGAGUCACGCCAUGGCUUCAAGGAAAACCGUGAAAGUGCACGUCAAACCCAAAGAUGGUACCAAAUCCCAGGCAGCCAAUAAGAAUGGGAAGAAGGCAGACUCUGGGUCAAGCGGCGGUAGUUUCUUUACCUGGUUCAUCGUCCUGGCCCUGCUGGGAGUCUGGACAUCUGUAGCCGUGGUUUACUUUGACCUUGUUGACUACCAGGGGGUCCUUGAUAAGGCUAAAGGCUUUCAAAUUAACCUGUCUGAGGCCUUGCAAGGUAAACUGGUGGCAUACGAUACAGAUGGCGACGGCGAUUUUGAUGUGGAGGAUGCUAAAGUUCUGCUAGGACUCAAAGAGAAGGUGGUUGUCGUCACUUCCCGUAGUGAGGAAGCAGCUGCCCCAGUGGAGGCCCCUGAACCUGAACCCACACCAGAAGCUGUUGUCGAGCCUGAUGCUGUGCCUGUGGAAGAUGUGAUCGAAGCUGCAGUAGCAGAGGAAGCGGCUGCACCACCACCUCCAGGUACGAGUGAGCCUGAGGUUGUAGCAGAGCCUGAGGUGGAGGCAUCUGAGCCAGAACCAGAACCAGAGCCUGAGGCUGAACCUGAACCAGAGCCAGAGGAGACCCCUGAGGUGAUUGAGGAGGAUCCAGAGGUGCUGGAAGAGGAGCUUCCCCCAGUAGAGGAGGAAGAGGAGGCUGCUCCAGUUGAGGAGGAGGCAGCAGCAGAGGAGGCUGUGGAGGAGCCAGUUGUCGACGAGGUUGCAGAGGAACUAGCAGCAGAGGUGGAGGCUGCAGUGGAGGAAGCUGUGGAAGAGGCAGCUGCAGAGGAGGAGAGUGCCCCUGCAGAAGAAGCCGUUGAGGAGGAAGCACCACCUGCAGAAGAAGCUGUUGAGGAGCCUGUUGAGGAAGAAGCACCACCUGCAGAAGAAGCUGAAGAGGAGGCUGCUCCUGUAGAAGAAGUAGCUGAAGAGGAGGCAGCACCAUCAGAAGAAGCUGCAGAGGAAGUAGCAGAAGAACCAGCAGCUGAAGAGGAGGCUGCUCCUUCAGAGGAGCCUGUUGAGGAGGCUGCACCUGCAGAAGAAGUUGUUGAAGAUGUAGCACCAGAGGAGGCAGUGGAAGAAGUACCAGAGGAAGAGGAGGAGGCAGCACCCGAAGAGGAGACAGUGGAAGAGGCAGUAGCUUCAGAGGAGCCCGCUGAGGAGGAGGCAGCUCCUACAGAAGAAGCCACAGAAGAAGCUACAGAAGAGGCUGAACCUGUAGAGGAGGCAGUGGAGGAGGCUGCAGAAACAGAAGAAACUCCAGAAGAAGCAGUGGAGGAAGAAACAGCACCAGAGACAGAAGAAGUAGAAGAGGCAGAGGAGGCAGUAGAAGAAGCAGCAGAGUUUGCUGAGACAGAGGAACAGACGGAGGACGAGCCCACAGAAACGUAGAGGCAGCGGCAGUCGCCGUGGUGACGGAGCAGGGACCCACUGACGCAUCAGCACUAUCUGAGCACGCUCAGGAAGGAUGAUGCAUCUCUUCACCUCCAGAGAAAACGAUUUAAGUUGUUAAGACAACACUCGCCUCCCCCUCCCCUCCUCUUCAUCCCUCUCCUCCCUUUAACUGUCCCUCUAGUGUAAAUGUGUCAGAUAUUGAAUGGAUUGUUACUAAUGGUACUCCUGUUUUACCCCUCUGUUUAUUUUCUUUGAGUUCAUGUUCAUCUGGCUUUUUUUUUUUUUUUUUCUCCCUUUGUUUUCUUUUGAGCGGCCGUAUCAUUGUUCAGUUCUGGAGGGGCAGUUUAAGUCUGUGAAAUCAGUGGCUGUCGUUUUACAGCCACAACCAGAGCAACGUCUAAAAUAGAAGUAAAAAGACCCCAGACUGGCUCAUCAUUUUUGGAAGUCUGAUAUUGUAACUCAGACUUCCUGGAGCUAAAUUUUGUUGCCAAUUAAUUCGAGGCCAAAGUCCCGCUCUGAGCUUCGAUCUGUAAUAGCAUGAAAAGGCUCAGGUCAUUCCAUACAGUUGGCAGGUUUUUUACAGUGAGUUGCAGCCGCCAUCUUAGAGCAGAAAUCAGCUACAGGACACCGCUAUGAAUGUCUCCGUUUCAGGCCGGUGAUAAAACUUUCAAAUGUAGUCCAAUCUAAUCCAAACACCAUGAUGUGUCCCUCUGUCCCCGUCUGUCAGCUGUGUGUCUGUGUAGACUCUAUGCAAAGCUGUCUGCCUCCUACCUCCCCUCCCCCUCCCCCUCAGUUUAUUUACCACUCAGUAUGCGUCGACUCCAGGAUGAGCCAUAUGCUAGCACGUGAAUUCAGAGAGAAACGAGUGUGUGAGUGCGUGCAUGUGUGAAUGUUUCCCAUGAUAUGAGUGUUGACGGAUCUUUGCUCAUCAUUCCCUUCUGUGAUGAUGUAGUUUUAUGUUCUCUCUCUUCCUCAGUUUUUUUUGUUGUGUAACUACCUUUAUCUCUGUGUGUUCUGUAGAUUUCUAGCUGAUUGGUUUUUUUUGUUUGUUUUUUUUUUCUCUCCUCUAUUUCUAGAUAUGAUUACCGAGACCGUUUAACUGUGGUCCUGUUCUCACCUGGCAUGUCUUCGGUGAUCAGGUUACAAAUGGACAGCUCUACAACUUCAGAUGCGAUUUCACAGAUCACAUUGGCGUGGUCACGUUCCAUGUUCGUACCUGCAGCACAGAACUCAGAUUAGGGCUGAACGAUAUGGACAAAAUUUCAUAUCUCGAUAUUCAUGCAAGAUAUCUUGAUAUCAAUACGAUAUGACUACGGGUUCGGUGAAAACCAAGCAUUUUUCAGAAAAAUACAAACAUCGUAAUACAAAAGAAUGUGGAAAGUGCAGCGUUAUUUAUUAGAACUCACUGCCAGUCAUCAACUUUAACAUAAAGUACGAAUAAAUGAAAUUUGUUGUGACUUGCAGAGCUGUACAUACAGGGCGAGCACAGGGGAAAUAUAUAUCGUUUAUAUCGUUGCUUUUCCGAUAUUAAUAUCUUGAAUUUUCAUAUCUAGAUAUAGAUACGAUAACAAUAUAUCUUUCAGCCCUAAUUCAUACACAUAAAACUUACAGAUAACGCCGAAAAUAAGGUGCAAAAACACGGUUAUGUUGAGGAAAAGGUUGUGUUAAAGCACAAAAACCACUUGCAUAGGAAUGAAAAAGGAUCUCUGUGAAGGUAAACCUAAAAUUUAACAUGUGCAUAUGGUUUUAACAGUAAAAUCGAAGGCUUCCAGAGUUUCUGCCGCUGCCUUCGAACCACAGGUUUGUCCAUGUUUAACAUCCACCUUUUCCUCUUAUACAUGUUCUUAUUUACGUGCCCACAAGAGGUCGCCACACGACUGCAAAACAUCACCUACACAUGAAUCCGAUGGUAUACCAGGGCUGAACGGCCAGACUUCCAGCUGUCCACUUAGGCCUGGAUCACCCAGAAUGCGUGUCAGAACCAGUGUGAACAGGACCUAACGACUGUUGAACACAUGAACUGGAGUUGGACCUUCAGCUGUGUGUGUUUAGAACCUGAACUGUGAUGUAAAUGAGGAUGAACGUGGGUGGUGCAGCGGCGUCGCACUGUGCUGAAAACCUUUAAGGGAUAUUUGGAUUCCUGAGGAGGCUGAGCAGACAAACGGAGACAGGACACCGGUCACGCUGAAACAGUUUAACCCCAAAUGUAGUGCAUAUGGAAGCAUUUGUCUGAAAUUAUAGUGUAUUGUCGGGUAAUUAGCACUCUGUAAAACUACAGCUGAAAGAUCUGUUGUACAAAUGUAUCUUGAAUAUCCGAUGCUUUUCUUAGUAUUUCAGCUGUUGUUUGUAUGUAUCUGUGUUAAAUACCCAAUAACAUACUGUGAUUUACUAUAUAUUUAUUCGGUAAACUUGUAAAAAAAAAAAAAAAAAUUAAAAAAAAGGAAAGGUUACAGUUUUAUUCAGCUAUAUAUAUAUUAUGUCAGUUUGGACAUGGCUGAAAUAAUGCUUUUUGAUAUUUUGCGUAACUGUUUUGUUUCGGAUGUUGCCUACAGAUUACAUUUGGGGUCAGGGUUCAGGUGAUCCUGUGUGGGCCGUCGUCACCAGGUCUGAUGACGUCACAGCCUGGUUUGUUCUGCAUUUGACCUUCUUAAAAUGAAACAGUGCGUGUCUCUAUCCACCUUUUUUUUUGCGACUUCAGCGUCUGUCUCUGUGUGUUUUUAAUCAGGAAUCCACGGUAGCAAGUUCUCAGCACUAACAUCAUUCCCCUGCAGAACUAUGUGUAGACUUUCCAAAUGGUAAAAGCCAACUGAGGGCUUUUUUUAUUUUGUUGUUUUUUUUUUUAAGGUAAUGAGCAGAGGGGCAGGUAAACGUCCUGUCUGUUCCAUUGUUGUAAGUGUACAUUACCUGUAUUUGAUAGGACGUGACUGUGAGGCUUUGAUAGGACAGCGGGUGCAGCACCCUGGGAACACAUUCCUGUUGGGACACUGACAGCAAACUGUAUGUCAGUGUGGUAUUGUACAAAGAAAACACUACUGUUGCUUAGCCAAGAAGAUUUCAGUAACAUAUUUCCACUUUAAUUCCUUGGUUCGGUGUUCGUAUUUUGUGUCUAGUCCUCACAACUGUACCAGUUUGUUUUAAGGAAUGCCACACAUUCCAGUUGUGUGCAGUAGUGGUUUUUAUAGGACUUCCUGUCUUUUUUUUUUUUUUUUUUUCUGUAACACUAGCUGGUCUUUUCUACUUUCCAACACUUUGUAAGUCAAUGUGAACUGUACGACGUUUUUAACAUUGAAGAUUACAGUCUUUACUGAGAGAGAGCUUCUAGAUUUUUAAACCUUUUUAAAAAGGACUUGGGGAAAAAAAAAAUACAAGAAAUCUCCUAAUUUUCUGAGAAUGCUUUACAAGCUUUUUACAAAGCCAUAAGCUGUUUGUGACAGGCAGGUUUAAGGGGGCUGAGCUACUUCAGGACAAACCUUUAAGAACACAAAACCAAGAGCAAUAAAAGUAACCACACUCUGCAGCAGCCCAGGGACACAGAGGUUGGUUUGUCAUCACCUGCUUGGAUCAGAAGCGGUGCUGUGUAGGUUGUGAUCCACGGGCAGCUUUGUUCUCAGGCACAGAAGGAAAACUACAGGAGGAGGAGUGGAGGAUCCACCUGUCUGUUGGCCUCACACUGUUGUCUUUACGUCACAACCUUCAGUCUGCUGAUCUCAUGUCCUGAAGAGGCCCAUACUGGGGAUUAAAUUAUUCUGAUGUAAUGAUGAUGGAUUUUGUA